Penicilliopsis zonata CBS 506.65 is the source of this 2171-nucleotide messenger RNA. RefSeq lists its product as hypothetical. The transcript has 4 exons. The record is from RefSeq and is a predicted model, not a curated record. Gene Ontology annotation, molecular function: identical protein binding; CTP synthase activity. Lineage: Eukaryota; Fungi; Ascomycota; Eurotiomycetes; Eurotiales; Aspergillaceae. Gene Ontology annotation, biological process: CTP biosynthetic process; pyrimidine nucleobase biosynthetic process. Gene Ontology annotation, cellular component: cytoplasm; cytoophidium. Bases 300 to 2054 code for a protein of 584 amino acids.
CAAGGAUCUCGACCCACCGAUUAGCCGUUGCGCCUCACCCCUGUCAUGCCAUGUUUCCUGUAGUUGUGUUGCAAAUCUACCCGAACACCUCCAUCUACCAUAGGUAAGGCAAAACAAUAAGGAAAACAAUCGCAUGUGAUGUCAUGUGACGCAUACACCGCCUAAUACUGCCGCUUCCCUCUUGACGCAAUCGAUUUUCUUUCUUUCUUCCCUCCUGCUUUUCCUCUUCGCCCCUUUUUGCCCCUGAGGGGGAAGCAUCCAUUUGACACUAUCGAUGGCAUCAUCUCUUAUCUAGCGCUAUGAAGUAUAUUCUGGUUUCCGGUGGCGUCAUCUCCGGCGUGGGAAAGGGCAUCAUUGCCUCCAGCACGGGUCUGCUGCUCAAGACCUUGGGCGUCAAGGUUACCUCCAUCAAGAUUGACCCGUACAUGAAUCUUGAUGCGGGGACGAUGGCUCCCACUGAACAUGGCGAGGUGUACGUCCUCGACGACGGCGGCGAGGUCGAUCUCGAUCUGGGCAACUACGAGCGGUACCUGAACAUCACCCUCGGACGGGACCAGAACAUCACGACCGGCAAGAUCUACCAACAUGUGAUUCAACGGGAGCGGCGUGGAGAUUAUCUGGGCAAGACGGUGCAGAUCGUGCCGCAUCUGACGGAUGCGAUCCAGGAAUGGGUUGAGCGGGUGGCGCGCAUCCCCGUCGACGCGUCGGGCCAGGAGCCCGACGUGUGUAUCAUCGAGCUGGGGGGCACGGUGGGGGAUAUCGAGAGCGCGCCCUUUGUCGAGGCGAUGAGCCAACUGCAGCGGCGCGUGGGGAAACGCAAUGUCCGCCAGAUCCACGUCAGCUACGUGCCGCUCAUCGGGACCGAGCAGAAGACCAAGCCGACGCAGCGGGCGAUCGGAGACGUGCGCAGCGCGGGACUGUGGCCGGAUCUCAUCGCCUGUCGAUGCGAGACCCCGCUGCAGGAGCCGACGGUGCAGAAGAUCGCCGACGCGUGCCAGGUGGAUCGCGAGCAGGUCGUCGCCGUGCACAACGUGUCCACGACGUACCAUGUCCCCAUCCUGCUGGAGCAACAGGGCUUGCUGCACACCAUCUCCCGGCUGCUCGAGGUGCCCGCGAUGGAGAAGAGUCCGACGCUGGUCCGGCAGGGAAAAGCGAUCUGGCAGGAGUGGCAAGGGUUGGCGACCAACGAGGACUUGCGCGUCCUGGAGACGGUCUCCAUCGCGCUGGUGGGGAAAUACACCAGCCUGCACGAUUCGUACAUGAGCGUGACCAAGGCUCUGGAACAUGCGGCCAUGCACUGCGAGAAGAAGCUGAACCUGGUCUGGGUGGACGCCGCGCACCUCGACGACGCCACGCAGGAGAGCGCCCCCGCCGACUUCUUCAAGGCCUGGCACGACGUGUGCACCGCCGCCGGCAUCCUGGUGCCCGGCGGGUUCGGCCAGCGCGGUACCGAGGGCAUGAUCAAGGCCGCGCACUGGGCGCGCACCAACAACAUCCCUUACCUGGGCGUGUGUCUGGGCAUGCAGCUGGCGGUGGUCGAGUACGCGCGCCACGUGUGCGGCCUGCCGCGCGCCGGCAGCGCCGAGUUCGAUCCCGACUGCUGCGACCCGCCGGUGAUAGUGUACAUGCCCGAAAUCGACCGGGAAAAUAUGGGCGGCACGAUGCGGGUGGGUAAACGCCGCACCGUCUUCCAGCCUGGCAGCGAGUGGUCGCGUCUCCGUCGUCUGUACGGGUCCGCGCCGGAGCUGUGGGAACGGCACCGGCACCGCUACGAGGUCAACCCGGAGCUUGUCUCCAUGCUAGAGAGUGCCGGCUUGACCUUUGUCGGCAAGGACGACGCCGGCCAGCGGAUGGAGAUCGUCGAGCUGCGCGACCAUCCGUGGUAUGUCGGCGUGCAGUUCCACCCGGAGUACCUCAGCCGCGUGCUCGCGCCCAGUAAGACCUUCCUGGGGUUCUUUGCUGCCGCGGCGGGCUGUCUGGACGAUGUGACGGCCAGGUUUCGGGAUCGCCGUGAUCUCAGCGUAGUCCGUAGAAGUAAAAGUAGUAGUAAGUAGGAGUGAUGAGUUGUAACUAUAUAGGACACUGUCUAGACUCUAUAGCAGAGUCAUUUGAUGACUAACUGGUGACUCACCCGAAGCGGCAAGUCCGGGAAACUUUCAGCUGUCUCACGU